AUGUACCACUGCAACGUAUUCAAUCCGAUCAGGAAUCUCUCCUCCAGCACCGGCAGCACCGUCACGUGCACCUCGACCGCCCUACCUGCAGUCUACAUAUCGAAGUUUCGCGCAGCAUUCACUGGCCGUCGUUCCCGAGAUGCCACGGCAGGUCAAUGUGGGCGUGGGCUUGGCGGGGCAGGCGGAGGGUGGACGCAGGAGCCGGCAGCGCCCGUGUCCACGCAGACGAGGACCGACCGUGCGGAUCUGGCUCGCCGAUGUAGAUGA
Messenger RNA from Letharia columbiana, 267 nucleotides. RefSeq lists its product as uncharacterized. The coding region runs from base 1 to 267 and encodes 88 amino acids. Lineage: Eukaryota; Fungi; Ascomycota; Lecanoromycetes; Lecanorales; Parmeliaceae. The record is from RefSeq and is a predicted model, not a curated record. The transcript has a single exon.